Gongylonema pulchrum is the source of this 348-nucleotide messenger RNA. Lineage: Eukaryota; Metazoa; Nematoda; Chromadorea; Rhabditida; Gongylonematidae. The record is from the annotation of a GenBank genome assembly.
AUGCCCAAUUCGAUGCCAUCGUUCUUCGCAAACCCAUUUAUGACACCAUUCAUGCCGCAGCAGCUAGCAGCGGUGGCAGCAGCAGCAUCGACGACAGCUCCAGGAGCUUCGCCUUCGCCCGAUCAGGAUUGUGCCGAAUAUAGGAGCAAUCCGCUGCAACCGGACAGCUACCUGUUGCAGAGCUUACAGUGCCAGGAAAUUAUGCAGCAUUACAUCCAGAGCCUGAUGGCGGCCGCCUCGCGUCUUCCCAGCACCGGUAUCGAUGCAUCGCCGGCGCAGGUUAGUUCUUGCUUACCGUUUCUGUCAAAUCUGUCGAAAAGCCGGACUGGGGAGAGGCUCUGCAAGUGA